AUAAGCUUGUUUCCCCGUAGAGACCUAAAUUUAGUUCCCCAUUGUGACUCAAGUCCCCAUGAGUUGGUGUGUAUUCAGGUUUAAGUCACAACCGGGAUAGGAAAAUAUGCACUUGCAACAUCUUUAUAACCCCUUAUCCAAUUUUAUAGCCCACCCAUAUUAAACAAUGCCCCCUGACCAUUCUUCAGUGCUCUAAUACCUGAAUGUCUUUUUCAGCCAUAUAAUAAUAUGUGUUCAUAUAUAAAUGUACAUCAUACAUAGAAAACUCUACAGAUUUGCUAUUUUUAACAUAUACAAGAGUGUUAAGAUGGUGGACUUGUGCCAGGGCGUCCCUAAACAAAGACACAUGUUCACUCCUCCGCACAGGAGUAAAUCUCCUACCCUCCCCCAUCUCAGGACACAGGUGAGCUCUGAACGUCUGCUCACACAAGCUGCACAGCUUCACUAAGGCAACACAGAAACAAACGAAUGAAUGAAGACUCUGACCUCAGGACACCACAUAGCUACAUUUAGAGACUUUUUCAAUUUAUCCCACAGUGAUUGUGUUUACAGAGCUUGAGCUUACAGGCAGUGUUCUUUGGAGGAUUUUUAAUUGUUGUGAAGUUUAAAAUGGAACUACAGAAAAUGUCAAACGGUCACCAUGAGCUCAGCCCUGGCAAAAUUCCAGAGAAUGGAUUUGAUGCCCUUGAAAACAUGACAGAGGGAGAUAACUUCCUCCCCACCAAAAGCAAUGGAAAUACAGAGACUCAGUUUACAGAUUUUGAGGGAAAGACUUCUUUCCAAAUGUCUAUUUUCAACCUCAGUAAUGCCAUUAUGGGCAGUGGAAUUCUGGGACUGGCUUACGCCAUGGCCAACACCGGAAUCAUCCUUUUUGUAAUCCUGUUGAUACUCAUCGCUCUUCUCUCUGCCUACUCCAUUCACCUGCUUCUGAAGACUGCAGGAGUGGUUGGCAUCCGUGCAUAUGAACAGCUUGGGUACCGUGCAUUUGGUCCACCAGGGAAAAUCUUAGCAGCAUGCAUUAUAACACUGCACAACAUUGGAGCAAUGUCCAGUUACCUGUUCAUUGUGAAGAUAGAGUUACCUUAUAUUAUUCAGGGUCUUAUGGAACUGCCAGAAAACUCAACUUACUGGUUUGUUGAUGGGAGGUGUCUCAUCAUCAUCGUUAGUGUCGGCAUCAUUCUUCCCCUGGCGUUAAUGAAACGACUUGGGUAUCUGGGCUACACCAGUGGUUUCUCUCUCAGCUGCAUGGUCUUCUUCCUCAUAUCUGUUAUCUACAAGAAGUUUGUCACAGAGUGUUCUUUAGAACACAGCUAUAAUGAAACUGGUGUCACUGAAAGCAUAAACAACUCUACGGAUGACACGUGUGAAGCCAAAUUUGUAACUAUCAACCCACAGACUGCUUUUACCAUUCCCAUUAUGGCUUUUGCUUUUGUGUGCCAUCCUGAAGUGUUGCCCAUUUAUACAGAACUCAAAACUCCAAACAAGACACGCAUGCAAAACGUUGCAAAUAUCUCUAUUUUGGCCAUGUUUGUCAUGUAUCUGCUGACUGCCAUCUUUGGCUACCUCACCUUCUAUGGAAAUGUGAAGUCAGAGCUUCUGGAGAUGUACAGUAAAAAAGACACCCUGAUGCUGUGUGUUCGGCUGGCUGUGCUGAUAGCAGUGACGCUGACCGUUCCAGUGGUCCUCUUCCCGAUUCGUCGUGCCGUCUUGCAGCUUCUUUUCCCUGAUAAGCCUUUCCACUGGGUGCGUCACAUCUCCAUCGCUGUGUGUCUCCUCUUCUUAGUCAACCUGCUCGUCAUCUUCGUGCCCAACAUUCGUGACAUCUUCGGCUUCAUCGGUGCCACAUCUGCUCCCAGCCUCAUUUUCAUUCUUCCGGGAAUAUUCUACAUUUGCAUCGUCCCUGAAGAACAGGAGCCGUUGAAAUCUCGGCCAAAAAUCCAGGCAUUGGUGUUUGUGACACUGGGUUUCAUCUUCAUGAUUAUGAGCAUUACAUUCAUCAUGAUAGAGUGGGUCACCGGAAAGAAGACGUCGGGUGGCCACUGAAAGAGCUACAACUGGAUUACAACAUGUAAAGACCACAAUCUAAUACAGAACACAAACUCCUGCACCUGAAACCUCUGAACCAGGUUCAGUUUCAUUACUCUGAUAGAUAUCAUAUAUAUAUAUAAAAUCUCCAGGGGCUCUUUUGAGAACCAGGCUGAAAAACUUAUAUGCACCCCUGUUUAUAAAUGUAUUUUUAAUUAAAGACAAUUUUUCUUGCAAAAGUAUUGCUGUUAUGACUGGCAGAUGGAACUUCCUCAACUACACGAAACUGUGAAACUGAGAUGAGAAUUCACUCAUCUAUAUUGCCAAAGUUGUAAACAUGCAGUUUGAAGUCUACCUCCUGCUACACAGAGCAUUUUACACUGACAGUGUCUGUUUUUAUAAUUGAGCUCCAAAAGCCUUUCAUUAGUGAAAAUUCUAGUUCAAUACACAAUUUUUUUUCAUUCUAAAAACUAUUAAAAUUUAAGUGAAAUGUUAGAAUCUGAUGCUCCUAAACAACUGAAUUUUAUCAUAAUCAUUAUAAUUUAUUUGCUAAGAUUUUUGUCCUAAAACUAGAUUUAAAAACUAGGUUAAAUUUGAUUUUGAAUCCCAUAUUUUCUAUUUGGUCUCAAACCUUUGGACCCCACUGUAUGUGAAUUUCAGUUGAUAUGAUUCUUGAUAAAUGAUAGGCAGUUCUAUCAUUCAGCAGUCCCAAAAACAGUUUAUAACAUUAUUAAAAUAGGAAAAGUGUACAGUUUUGUGAUGAAUUUCAUCAAUAUGUUUAAGCACAAUGCUUAAAUGUCCGAUGAAGAACCUGAAGUAUUGGUACUUUUUCAGUUUUUUCUGUUACAUGAUCAAAGAAAUGAAAUCUAAAGAACAAGAUGUCUUACAGUACUCCAUUAGUUUUUAGUGCAGUUCUAGACACAUUCAUAUGACAACGUUUCUUUAUUCUGUUUUAUAGAGGAGAAGGUACAUAAAUCUCUGAAUACUAGUUAUCGAGUAAUAUUCAAGAAACACACAACACUUUUGAAGAUUUUUCAUGUUGUAUGUUAUUUUGUUUGUUGUAUGAUUGGAAAUACUUUUGAACAUCUUGAAAAUGAGCAUACUUUAACAAGCUUGAUAAAUUUGUGGUUUGCGUGGUGACAUGUUGUGUUUAAGUGUUACUCCACUCCAGAAAUGGACCAGACAAUAAUGAAUGAUGUUGAUCUUUUCUUUUGAAAGGUCACUACAGCAUAACACAGCAAUGCUGGGCCUGCAGAUUUCAUUAUCAACAAGUUUACUGAAAUGUGUCAUACUAUAAUAUGUCCGUUUCUGUUACACCUCAUCAGUAUCUGUGGGUUUACAUGGACCAGGACUACUUUAUCAUUAAUGUCAACAUGUAUGCUUAUUUUGUAUAGUCUUUUAUGUACAUAUUGUGUGUGAAAUGGAAGAAACUUUCUAUUAAUUGUUGUACAUAUGUGUACAUAUUCUGGUCUUUUUCACAGUAUGGACAUGAAUGCUGAGCAAAAAUGAAACAAAAUACUUAACAGAUCAAUAAUUAAUGGGAAGCUUAUUAAAUUUAAAUUGAUUCACAUUUUUUCCAAUGAUUUUUUUUUUUUUUUAAAGUGCCUGACAUUAAAUUAAUGGAAACAAUUUAAGCAUUUCACAUUACUCACACAUUCCAUGUUAGGAAAUACAUGUAUUUAUUGUUGAACACAUUGCUCUCUCUAGGCUUGAAUAAUAAAGUUGAAAGAUUGUUUAAA
This is a messenger RNA of Cyprinus carpio (common carp), 3764 nucleotides long. Its product is annotated as sodium-coupled neutral amino acid transporter 5-like. Lineage: Eukaryota; Metazoa; Chordata; Actinopteri; Cypriniformes; Cyprinidae. The record is from RefSeq and is a predicted model, not a curated record. Gene Ontology annotation, biological process: glycine transport; L-glutamine transport; serine transport. Gene Ontology annotation, molecular function: glycine transmembrane transporter activity; L-glutamine transmembrane transporter activity.